Messenger RNA from Parastagonospora nodorum SN15, 1425 nucleotides. RefSeq lists its product as hypothetical. The coding region runs from base 1 to 1425 and encodes 474 amino acids. The record is from RefSeq and is a predicted model, not a curated record. Lineage: Eukaryota; Fungi; Ascomycota; Dothideomycetes; Pleosporales; Phaeosphaeriaceae. The transcript has 5 exons. Gene Ontology annotation, molecular function: iron ion binding; heme binding; monooxygenase activity.
AUGGAAUCUACAACAACGACAUUCUCGCUGUUCGCUGUGAGAACGGUCUUUUGCUGCGUGGUACUGGCCGUAUUUUUGGCAGUCUUCAGUGCUCGUAAGCCAAAGUCCAAUCUUCCAUGGGUGGCUUUGGACGAGGAUCCCACAACGAAGGGCCUUCAGAAUGUCGGAAAAGCUCGCAGACAGUGGGUCGAAAACUGUAACGCUGUCAUCGACAAAGGUCUGAGCGAGGUAAAAGGCGCAUUUUGGGUCCAGACCGACGUCGGUCCUAAGAUCAUCCUGCCCAACUCGUAUGCGGAGGAGAUUCGGAAUAGUCCGCACAUGGUCUUCUCAGAAGCCAUCAAAGAGGAACUUCUGGCUACAUACUCGGGUAUCACGCCAAUCGGCUUGUUGACGGAUGGCCACGUGUUCCAAGAUCUUACACGCAUCAACUUGACCCGUUCGCUCGAAUGGCGCGAGACACCGAUCAGGAACUUUGCCAAUGAUCUAAUUGUACGCCUAUCAACUCGAGUGUUCUUUGGGAGCGAACUUUGCCAAAACCAAGAAUACCUCGACCACAUCGUUACUUGGGGUAACCUGGUCUUGAUGGUCAACGCAGCUCUUCGUCCGUGGCCUCUUGCUCUCCGUAAAAUUGUCCAUAUGUUCCACCCUUUCUCGCGCCAGAUACGCAGUACGAGAAUGAAGAUAAGAAGUAUCAUUUCUCCGCUCAUCGCUGAGCGUGUCGCGCUCAAGAAGCAGGGGAAAACAUCAGCCAAGAUGUCGGACAUGGUCGGGUGGAUGGAAGACAUCAUCGAAGAAAAGGGAGCGAAUGUCGAUCUGAUCGACGGGCAGUUGUUCAUAGCCUUUGCUGCCGUCGAGACAACCAGUACGACUUUGGCAUACCUCAUACUAGACUUACUGGACCAUCCGGAGGCGGUAGCACCCCUUCGACAGGAAAUCAUCGAGGUUCUUGGGUCGAGCGGUUGGAGUAAGACUUCUCUCAUGCGCUUAAAGUUGCUCGAUAGCGCUAUGAAAGAGUCGCAGAGAUUGCAUCCACUGAGCCAUCUGUUACCCAAGGGUACGCAGACUUUCGUCAGGUGGGAGACUCGCAGCUCAGAAUCGGUCUACCCAAACCCUGAUGAGUUUGUUGUCGACCGCUUCCUGAAGAUGCGUGAGAGCGGGGAAAAUGGAGCGAGCAGCAAGUGGCAAUUUGUCAGUACUUCGCCCGAACACCUAGCUUUCGGGCAUGGACGCCAAGCUUGUCCAGGACGUUUCUUCGCCAGCAACGAAAUGAAGGUGGCGAUGGUGCAUAUACUUCUGAAGUAUGAGUGGAAGUACACGGGCGAGGGCAGAAAGCCAGAACAAACCAUCUCGCACAUACCCAUGCUGCCGUUUGAUCAGAAGGUCGCAUUCCGUCGCAGAGAGGUAGAGGCUGGUUUGGAUUUGUAG